Messenger RNA from Vicia villosa (hairy vetch), 634 nucleotides. RefSeq names its product protein MAINTENANCE OF MERISTEMS-like. The record is from RefSeq and is a predicted model, not a curated record. The transcript has 2 exons. Bases 68 to 625 code for a protein of 185 amino acids. NCBI's taxonomy places the organism in Eukaryota, Viridiplantae, Streptophyta, Magnoliopsida, Fabales, Fabaceae.
GGUAGGCGCUGCAUGCUUUGUGGACAAGAGCGCCAGGUACGUCGACGUGGCCUACCUCCGCUAUUUCAUGGACCUGGAUACCGUUCACCAGUGGAACUGGGGGGCAGCUACUCUGGCAUAUCUCUACCAGAAGCUGAAUGAGGCCUCCAACUGGAGGACGAGGCAGCUGGUCGGAUCCUGCACUCUGCUUACGAGCUGGAUCAUCUCCUACUUCUCCCGCAUCCACGGCUUCCACAUCGAUCCUGCGUACGUUGACGCCAUGCCCAGGGCCGCCAGAUACGCCCUCCAGAGGGGGAACGAUGCGGUGGGACCAUACCGCCUGUACCUGGACCGCACGAUGCACGACGACGUCACCUGGAGGCCGUUCGCCGACUAUGCUCAGGUUGUCCCCUUCGACGGGGUUGCUCUAUAUUCAGGCUGGUUGGCAUGCGGGACCGGCAUCAUGGUCCGGUAUCUCCCGGAGCGGUGCAUGCGGCAGUUUGGGUUCGUGCAGAUCAUACCCAGGUCACCCUUCGAGGCUGCUCCUGACACAGUGACCAGAGUGCAGCUCACUGCCAUAUGGGAGGAGUGGCAGCAUCAUGUGGUACCGGAGGAGUACCGUCGCAUGCGGGUCACCCAGGACUGACACAGUGUG